This is a messenger RNA of Plenodomus lingam JN3, 1791 nucleotides long. RefSeq lists its product as uncharacterized. The record is from RefSeq and is a predicted model, not a curated record. NCBI's taxonomy places the organism in Eukaryota, Fungi, Ascomycota, Dothideomycetes, Pleosporales, Leptosphaeriaceae. Gene Ontology annotation, molecular function: iron ion binding; oxidoreductase activity, acting on paired donors, with incorporation or reduction of molecular oxygen; heme binding.
AUGGAGCCGGGCUUGAAUCGCAGCGAUUGCCAUUCCCUGGCACUUGCGUUCGUACCUUGUCAUCGACACGAGCUGCAAGGAUUCGCGAAUCGUGGCCUGAACCUGGUGGAGCCUGUUGCGAUGCGGCAAACGGCCUACGGGGGCCUUGAGGAGAACAGGCCUGUCAAGCGUGCUCUCCGUUCAUUUUCAUCCUUCAAUUCUGAUUUUGUGCAUCUCCAAAUGGGCUUUCCAAGCUCCCUCAAUCUAGGGGCGUUGCCCACAAACGUGGGCCUCGCUAUCCUUGGAACGAUUUUUGCAGCAUUGCUCUCGAGAAUCUUUUACUGCCAGUAUCUGCAUCCUCUUUCCAAGUUUCCGGGACCAUGGUGGUUGACUUCGUUCUCCCUGACCGGCGCUCUUAUCUCUGUCAUGCGGAAGGAGCCCGAAUUCUUCAUGUACUUGGUAAAAAAAUAUGGCACUGACCGUCCAAUCCGCAUCUCACCUACAAUGCUCCUAUUCCCUCGCCCUUCAGCCCUGAAAGACAUAUACUGGGACCCGAAGUGCAACACCAAGAGCGGACUGUACGGUACCGGUGCCUUGGGGCCCCCACAUCUGUUCUCUACGCUUGAUGGCGAGGAGCAUAAGCAGCUUCGCAAGGCAUUGGCGAAUGCUCCAUGGACAAUCGGUCAAUUGAAGAACACAUGGGAGAAGCGAUUCGAUGACCAGGUCAAUCUUUUCGUGCAGAAGAUGAGGGAACAUGCGACUGCGAAUAGAGUCGUCUGCCUGUCUGACAAGGUAGCUGAGUUUGCGGCUGAUAUCAUGAGCAUGAUCUCUUUCACGAAUGCGUUCGGGUGCGUCAAGAAUCAGCGGGAUGAGAAGCAAAUCCUCACCAACUGGCGCAAGGGGCUCGACUUUUUCGGUUUCGUGGGCCGCUUUCGCUUCUUCAGGGAACGGAUCUUGAAGCUCCCUGUUGUGGGCAUGUGGUUCCUUCCCUCCAUGUCGAAUGAAUCCGGUAUGGGUUGGUUGAUGUGCGAAGCAGAUCGUCAGGUCUCAACGCGCGAGAAGGAGAACGAGGAGAAGCCGUUUGACGGAAAGCCAGACUUCAUGCAGUACUGCCUCGAUGCUCGCUUCUCCGACGGUUCAACCCUGAAUGCAGUCCAAAAGCGUGCCCAUGUCACUCUCCUUAUCCAGGCCGGCGCUGACACCACUGGCACCGCUCUUGGCUCUAUCCUGCGCUUCCUCGUAACCAACAAGUCUGCCUACGCACGCGCCCAGGCCGAAAUCGAUGCGGCAGCCAAAGCCGGUCUCCUGUCUGACCCCAUUCAGUACGAAGAAACACGCCAACACCUACCAUACUUUGUUGGUUGCAUUAAAGAAGGCCUGCGUCUAAAUCCGCCUGCGACCAAUCUCUUCGCAAGGAUUGCACCUAAGGGCGGCAAGGUCAUUGAUGGCGUGUAUGUGCCUGAGGGUACGGAGAUUACGAGCCAUGCGUACACGACGCAACGCAUUAAGGAAAUUUAUGGGGAGGAUGCUGAGUCUUUCCGUCCUGAGCGGUGGCUUGAAAGUGAAAAGAAGAGUCUCGAGUUUGAGGCUGCGCAGUUUACUUUUGGAGUCGGGCCAAGGGUUUGCUUGGGCAAGGACAUUGCUACUAUGGAGCUGUACAAGUUGUUGCCUGAGAUCUUUCGACGCUUCGAUAUUGAGCUUGUGGAGCCAGGUGAGUAUGUGGUCGCUGGUGGAGUUGCAUAUAAUCACGGCUUUUUGGGUCGCUUCAUUGAGAGAGACAGCGCGAAUGGGCAGGUCAAUGGCAACGCUUAA